AAAAACUCUACAACUCGACUGGACGGGAGCUACGAAGAGCCCUCUUUUCCCUCAAGCAGAUUUUUCAGGAUGACAAAGACCUGGUGCAUGAAUUUGUGGUGGCAGAAGGACUGACGUGUUUGAUAAAAGUGGGAGCUGAAGCCGACCAGAACUACCAGAAUUACAUCCUCAGGGCUCUUGGUCAGAUAAUGCUGUAUGUAGAUGGGAUGAACGGCCUCAUAUCUCACAAUGAAACGGUGCAGUGGCUUUACACCCUAGUCGGAUCCAAGUUCCGUCUGGUGGUGAAGACGGCACUGAAGCUGCUGCUGGUGUUUGUGGAGUACACGGAGUCUAAUGCCGCCCUGCUUAUAAAGGCUGUGAACAUCGUAGAUGCCAAAAGAAGCACAAAACCGUGGUCAAAUAUUAUGGAGAUCCUUGAUGAGAAGGAUGGAGUAGAUACAGAGCUGCUGGUGUAUGCAAUGACACUCAUCAAUACGACUCUGGCAGGCCUCCCAGACCAGGACUCCUACUAUGACAUGGUGGACUGUCUGGAGGAACAGGGUAUCGAAGUCAUGGCCCAGAGACACCUGAGUAGAAAGGGCACUGACCUCGACCUUGUGGAACAGCUCAACAUCUACGAGGUGACUCUCCGUCAUGAGGACGGUGACGAUGAAGCCCAGGUUCCUCCCAGUGGCCGAAAAGGCCGUCGUCGGGCCAGUGUUGGCGGCACCAGCGAGAAGCGGGGCCUGGAGCGAAGACGCAGCCGGAGGCAUUCUCUCCAGAACAGAGGCCAUGCUUCCGCCCCAGCAUCACCCAGCAGCCCUCAUACUCAAGCAAACAGCUUCCCCCCUUUUGGUGGCCAAUGUAUUGAAGACAUCAGUGAAAGAGAAGAGGAAGAGGAGGAAGAUGAUGAUGAUGAGGAGGAGGAGGAGGAGGAAGAGGAUGACGAAGAGGAUGAGGAAGAGGCAGAUGAUGAAAGUCAUCCAGCCACUGAAUCCUCUAGACAGGGUGCUCACAGUGUGGCUCCAGCUGUAGCAGACACUCCUAACAUGUGUUUGAACUUUAAGUGUAUGGCCAACAUCCUUCCUAAAGCCAGUGACCCUGAAGGGCAGAGAGAAAAUCUCAGCAUCAAGACCAGGACAUCUUCUCCUGUGUCCGUCGCACCUAAAAAGAGGACCUAUAGUCCUUGGUGUGUUCCUCCCCAGCCACCUGACUCUGUCUCUCCCCUGUUGCCGAGUACAGUGCCAGGCUCUGCACGCCCCCAGUGUCAGUCUACCCCAACAUCACCCAGCUUCUUUCUCCCACAACUUCUCCCUCCUUUCCCUGACUUGAACCAGAGCCAUGUAGCUGUUGGGAUCAAGGAGAAGGGCCAGGACAGAGAAAGGCGCUACAGUCUGAAAGAUACAAACAACUGUCCCACAUCUUACACAAGUAGAAAGCCCUGCUGGGCUGAAAGAAUCAAUGCCAAUGGCACGCCAUACCCUGGCAGGCACCAGCCUCCACCAUCACCCAUCCAUCGCUUUACUAGUUCAGCAACCUCCACACCAGACUCCAGACCUGACAGACCUCCUUUAGGGGGUUUGCUAACUUCAUCAUACAGACAGCAUCAGGAGUCUCUGGCUGCAGAGAGAGAGCGGAGGCGUCUGGAAAGAGAAGAGCGUUUGCAGAGAAUCGAAAGAGAAGAGAGGAACCGCUUCAAUCGAGAUUAUGUCAACAAGCGUGAGGAAGCAAGACAAGCCAGAGAGGAAAGGUACAAGGCUGUGGAACGGUUAGCUGCAGAGGAGUUGGAACGUGAGCGCCCUCGAGUGCCAGCAAGAGGACGGACAGAGAUCACUUUGUGUUUGAGUCCAAGCCCAGCCAGCCGCCCAGCAUCUCGCUGUGCCACAUCUUCAUCCAUCAUCUCAAAGGAAGACACCAUCAAAACUGCGCCCCAAACACCGGGUGUGGAACACAUCUCGGAGUCAAACCUUGACCCACAGACCAGAACCAAAAGUCCAACGCCAGAAUUAACAGUAUCAGGACAGGCCGCCACACCUCCCCCCGAGCCAGACAAGCAGCAGACUGAGACAGAGUCGCCUGUGGAGACGGAGGAUGUUGCUGAGACUCAGAAUGUAGCAGCAGAGCCAGCAUUAGAUGAACAGUCAGACAUAGAGAAAGAAGAGAGGCAGGAACAGGAGAAACUUGAAGAACAGAAACAGUGCGUGGAUGAGGUAGAGGUAGAAGAAUUGAAGGUAGCAGAUGUGUCAGAGGUAGAAGAGCCAAAUGUGGAAGUGGAUGUUGAGUUAGAGGAGGGGUCUGAGAAGGAGCGGCCGACAGAAAGGGAUAUAGAAGACAGUGUACUGUUGAGUGAGAAGGAGCGACAGAAUGAGGAAGUGAAUGAGAAGGACAACUGUUCUGCAUCAAGCAUCUCCUCUACCAGUAGCACUCUGGAGAGGGAGGAGCGAGAGGAGAAGCUCGCCACUGACACUGAAGCAGGCCAAUGGACUCUGUGCAUUAGAGAGGCAGAUGUGAACGAUGAGUGCAACAGAAUUCUCAAUAGCAAGCGCUUCAUGCUGGACAUGCUCUACGCUCAGGCAGCAACCAGCAAGGAUGGGGGGAAUGUAGGAGAGUCAGAGAAGGAUGCAUGUAAAUGUGAGAAGGAGACAGAGGUCUGUGAUUCCUCUGUGACUAGUCUGGCCAGCAGGAUCUCCACACUGGAGGCUCACAGACAGGCCAGAGAAGAAAAUGUGAAAAAAAUGGAGGUGGGACAUCUGGACAAUCAGGGCAGCGUUCGAGCAGUGGCAGAGAAAUUUGGAGAUUUGGUCAAAGGCCUAACAGGUCCUCCAGAGGUUGAGGCCUCAAAAGAGCAGCAGCAGCAGACUGACAAGUCAUCAGCCACUGCCUCAUCAGCUUUACCUCCAAAGAAAGAGUCAGAUUGUAUCUGGGAUCAGCUGAUGGCAGCACCCAGGGAGCUGCGCAUCAAGGAGAUGGACUUCACAGACCUGAGAGACGAGGAUGACAUGGACAUUUUAAAUAUGGGUAGCAUGAUUGGGUCAGGUGACCUGAUACCACCACCUCCCCCUCUACCAUGCUUUGCUGCCCUGCCACUACCCCCACCCUUGUUUGGGUGCCCACCACCACCUCCCAUGCUUGGUAAAAUGAUGCCCCCACCCCCACCAUUCAUGGCCCCUAUCCCCCCACCCUCCCCUCAUGUGGUUCAAGGGGAGGUGCCUCUCUUCCAGAAGAAGAAGAAGACCAUCCGUCUCUUCUGGAGCGAGGUGCGUCCUGUGGAUUGGCCGUGCAAAAGCCAUAAAUUUUGUAAGGAGUCCCUCUGGUCCAAACUGGAGCCAAUUAAAGUGGACACGUCCAAGUUGGAGCAACUGUUUGAGUCCAAAUCCAAGGAGCUGCCUGUCACAAAGAAAGCUGCUGUUGAUGGCAAACGACAAGAAAUCAUAGUCCUGGAUUCAAAACGCAGCAAUGCAAUAAACAUCGGCUUGACUGUCUUACCUCCUCCCCGCACCAUCAAGACUGCUAUCCUCAACUUUGACGAAUACGCACUAAAUAAGGAAGGAAUUGAGAAAAUCCUGACAAUGAUCCCCACAGAGGAGGAGAAGCAGCGGAUCCAGGAGGCUCAGCUGGUAAACCCUGAUAUUCCCCUGGGGAGUGCUGAGCAGUUCCUGCUCACCCUCUCCUCCAUCACAGAGCUGUCUGCCCGCCUGCAGCUGUGGGCAUUCAAGAUGGACUAUGAGCUGAUUGAAAAGGAAGUGGCAGAGCCUCUUCAGGACUUGAAGGAAGGGAUGGACCAGUUGGAGAAAAACAAGACACUCUGCUACAUCUUGACCACGCUGCUGACCAUUGGCAACUUCCUCAAUGGCUCCAAUGCUAAAGGCUUUGAGCUGAGCUACUUGGAGAAAGUCCCAGAGGUAAAGGAUACAGUUCAUAAGCAGUCUCUGCUGCACCAUGUCUGUUCCAUCGUGGUCGAGAAGUUUCCAGACAGCACUGACCUCUACUCUGAGAUAGGAGCUAUCACUCGCUUGACAAAGGUGGACUUUGACCAGCUUCAAGACAAUCUGGCCCAGAUGGAGCGAAGGUGCAAAGCAUCAUGGGAUCACCUCAAGGUCAUUGCAAAACAUGAGAUGAAACCAGCACUGAAACAAAAAAUGUCAGACUUUCUCAAAGACUGUGCAGAAAGAAUUAUUAUUCUGAAGAUUGUACAUCGAAGAAUUAUCAACAGGUUUCAUGCCUUUCUACUGUUCCUGGGUCAUCCAAUAUAUGCAGUGCGUGAGGUCAGCAUUCAUCGCUUUAGCAAAAUACUAAGUGAAUUUGCCCUGGAGUAUCGCACAACAAGAGAGCGUGUGCUACAGCAGAAGCAGAAGAGGGCCAACCACCGAGAGAGGAACAAGACCAGGGGGAAAAUGAUAACAGAUAGUGGUAAAUUUGGCAGUGCCUCUUCAGCCACACUGGAGAGCCAGCCUCAGGGUAUCCAGUAUGCUGAAGAUGCAGCUGAACAUGAGAACAUGAAGGCCGUACUGAGGAGUAGCCAGCAGGACACAGAGAGUGGAAUGUUGAUGGUGCCGGGCCUCCGUACACGCACCAGAGUCAGCAGCACUAGAGGGCAUGUUCCCCCAUGGUGCUCUGCAAAUGAUGACCCAGUGAACUGCACAGAUGACACAGCUGAUGAGAUCAUGGAGAGGAUUGUCAGGUCAGCCACUCAGGGGCCCACCCAGCGGACCCAACCUCGAGAGAGGAGACGAUCACGAGCCAACCGAAAAUCAUUGAGGAGGACACUGAAGAAUGGUUUGACAGCAGAGGAGGCUAACGCUCUUGGCUUGUCAAGUGGUUCGGAGAUGCAGGUGUGAGCUGGGCUGGGAUCCCAUUGAACAUUAAGAUGUCUGGAGGCCCGUUCACUGCCCUUCCAAUGCCUACACCCAACCUGGUAACCCCACCCACUGUGGUUUGGCACUAAAAUCCCCUCUUGAUGAGUAGAUCUCAUCCUAAUGCAUUCAUCUUACAUAGGUUUGACACAAGUGCUUCCUGAAGAGAGUGGAUACAAGGCUGAACUGCUUGGCAGAGAGAGCAGAAACAAACCACUAAGCUUUGCUAUUGCUGGACAGAUAUGAUCUGCGCUCACAAGGUUUAUUCACAAGAUACAGCUUACACAUGCGCAAAAGUGUUUUUUUUUUUUAGGCUGAGGGCAUCAAAAGAUUGGUAAUGCAUAUGCUUCGAGUUCCAUGGCCUUGACUGAAUCCAGGGGGCUAAACAGACAGUACUCAACCCUCCUCUCACUGUGUUUGUUUGGGUUCAAUGUCGGCCUUAGCUUUAGUGACAAACUGAGUUGGAAGCCAUUGCAUCUAUUGAAUAGAUGGCUUUGUGCAGAGCGUUAUUCUGUUAUAUACUACUGUGGUAGUUUUGUGUUUCUAUUGAUUUUGCUCAAGAAGGUGCUCAAAUAAGAAACAGUUGCACUGGAUGUAAAACUUGGCUAUCAAUGGAAUGUGAAAUUCGUGACACU
Molecule: messenger RNA, 5467 nt
Organism: Monopterus albus (swamp eel)
Lineage: Eukaryota; Metazoa; Chordata; Actinopteri; Synbranchiformes; Synbranchidae
Product: FH1/FH2 domain-containing protein 3-like
Exons: 25
Biological process (GO): cardiac myofibril assembly; cortical actin cytoskeleton organization; sarcomere organization
Cellular component (GO): cytoplasm; cytoskeleton
Molecular function (GO): actin filament binding
Source: RefSeq, a predicted model, not a curated record